UCCCGGCGUAAGCGGGCUUUUCUUGCAAACUCCCUCGGGCCGGCAAUCGCUCCGCUGAGCCAUCACCUCGGCGUUGCAGACGUAUCCCUCGGGGCCGGAGUGGCUCUCCGCGGGCUCGGCUAUCUCCUGGGCUCGUGCCUUUCGUCUGCUCAGCUACCCAUCGGGGCGCUGAAUGACCGGAUGGCUCGCCUCGGCGCCGCCACGGCCGGCAUCGGAUUGCUCGCAAUAGCGAUCGACGCGGCGCAGACGUUGUGGGCGGUUAGCGCUCUCUGCUUCGGCCAGGGGCUCUGCGGCGGGUCUAUCGACGCCAUCGCCAACGCCGCCAUCUCCUUUGUGCAUGGAGCCGACGUCGCUCCUUGGAUGCAGGGUUUACACUUCUGCUUCAGCGCCGGAGCGCUUCUUGCUCCCGUGGCCGUGGGCCACAUGGGGUACCCUGCGGCGUUUCUCGUUUUCGGCCUCCUCGCCCUGCCAACCGGCGCUGCGUGCUGCCUAACCUCAAGCGCCACGGCCGCCGCCGCCGCCACUUCCUCCGCCAUUUCUACAGUGCAAGGCGUGGACGGAGGAGGCAAGCACCACGUGCUGGUUGACGAAGGGCUGUUGUCCAUGUCGGAUGACCAGCAGGAGGAAGAGGGUGGUGGUGGAUUGCCGGCGGUGACUCUCGCUUCCCGGGGAACCGUUGAGAUGGUGCAAGGUACAGGCUGGGACCCUGCUUUCUCUCACAUGCACCCGAACGACAAGCGAAUCGAACGUCACGAUUCACCACCGGCCGCACGAAGGCAAAGCGAGGUGCAUAGCGGUGGCGGACGUGGUGGCGCUCUCGCUACACGGCGGGAGGAGGAGGAGGAGGAGGAGGAGGAGGAGGACGCCGGCGGGGAGCAGGAGGCACUGGCGGAGCACGGGCGUGCUCGCUCGCUGUUGUUGUCACGUGAGGAGGUCGACCGCCAGUCCAUCUCAGCAGCUGAGGGCCAGCCGAUAGACGGACAGUCCUCCGCAGAAGACGCGGAGCAGCCGUUCCGCUUGGAAGGGCACGAGGGUGGGGGUAAGCCGCCGCCACCGCCACCGCCGCCGUUUCCCCUGGUUGUCCUGCUGGUGCUGUUCUUCUUCCUGUACGUGGGAAUCGAGGUCGGCUUUGGCGCUUGGGUGGCCGUCGUUGUGCUUCGCGACGAUCUCGCCGGGCAGGCAGGCGCGGCCCUCAUGGCUAGCUUAUUCUGGGGAGGGAUCACGCUAGGGAGGCUUCUGGCCAUACAACUCGCCGUUCCGUUUUCGGCCGGUGUUCUUUUGACGGUGAACCUGGUUCUAGGGUUGCUCUCAUCAACAUUGCUGUGGGUCAUUGGAAGGGAUGGUUUUGUGUGGGCGGCGAUGGGAGCCGCAGGUUUUGGAUUGUCCAUGGCCUCCACGUACCCUUUGGCCAUGUCCCUGCUACCUGAAGCUGGAUACGCCCUUUCGGAAAAAAACUCAUCCCACUUCGUGGUCGGGGGUGCUCUCGGAGAGAUGCUGGUGCCCGCGUGCAUCGCGUUGCUUCUGGGCCCCAGCGGUAGCAGUGGCAACAGCAUCGGCGACGGCGACGGGGAGCCCGGGCGGUCCGACGCGCUGUACGGCGCCUGCUUUGCGAUCUCGUUGCUCAUGGUGGCGGUUUACGGCACUUGGUGCAGCCUUCUGGCUUCGUCGGCCGCAACGGCGGCGGCAUCAUCAUCGCCGUUGCGCUAGGAUAGAUGGAGGAGACAGGGCGCGGUGGGGAGUGGCGGGAAAACAACGAGUUUGUAAAGUGUCUCGAAGGGCUGGAUACCUCCAUGUUCUACAUGUAGUCUACAUAACUCCGGCGGCGAACCAUACUCUUGUGUGUAGAUAUCAGCGUUUAUUGCCACCGCCGUACCAUAAGUUCUCGCUUCCGUAGAGCUGCGUGCACCAUACAAGCCUCCACCCCUUCUCCCGGGAAAAAUACAAAAAGGGAAAAAACGGUUGAAAACAGGAGACACGAGCGGUAGUAGCAACAGCUGGCUCAUGGAGAUUCAAUCCACAACAAACAGUAGCAUUGACACGUAUCAUCCGAACAUUGGUUGCCUCCAACGGACUAUCUUGCGGACUGUCUUGCUGUGCCAUGGCGCUUCUUCUAAGGUGCGAGGAUAAGAAAGAGUGCUUGUGGUAGGCAGAUUAAUAAUCGUGCACUUGUGCAUACUUGUGUUCAAUCAAGCUCCCGA
Ectocarpus sp. CCAP 1310/34 is the source of this 2198-nucleotide messenger RNA. NCBI's taxonomy places the organism in Eukaryota, Phaeophyceae, Ectocarpales, Ectocarpaceae. The record is from the annotation of a GenBank genome assembly.